UUCAAUUCAUCCCCAUCUCCAUCUCCAUUUCCACCAUCUCCCCAUCCCCCAAACCUCCAAACUCGACUUCAUCUGCCCUGCAAACCUACACACGCCAAACCGGCACCUUAGCAAGCGCCAUACCGUCACCAACGCCACCCGCAAGAGAUCCCCAGAUCCCCCGCCCAGCGUGAAAGAGUGAAUCUGAUUUAUUAGAAUGCCUUCUUCCACCUCCGCACCCACAUCCACGUAGCUAAGCAAGCAAACCCAUUUCGACAUUUGUUCUCUACAUCUCCGAUCCACGACUCAAUCCAACAAUCUAUUUAUCCUCCUCCAUUUCCACCUCUAAUCCCUUCUCCCUUCCUUCGCCUCCACCCCUCCAGCCGGAAAUCAAUCCUUGAUUCUUCUGCCGUUCCAUCAACAACCCCCCCACCAUCACUAUAGCAGUGCGAGUCGCGAGGCAGAUUGCCCCGACCCUCUGGAUUUAUGAUUUGGGACGCGCCCAAAUUCCAUACCAACCCAACCACUCCAGUCUCUCCCGUCCCAUCUCACCCCUCAAUCCCAUCGAAUCUCCCAGUCCUCCAGAACCAGAUCGACCCUAUUUUCAAUAUGACAUCCACCCAUACCGCGUCAUCGACAGACGCGCCCACCGACAAUCUUCCUACGAAUUCAAAUGCGACGGCGGAUGAUGAUAAUGAUACAAGCGACGCGGCGAGUAACUUCUCGGAUCCAUAUGAAGAGGAGGAUAAACCAGAGCAAAGCAACGCUGCUGCGCCAGGAGCACAGGCAGGAGGCGAGGUCGACGAUGAUUAUGCGAUGACCUUUGAGUCUGAUGGCGAGGCGGAUUCAAAUAGUCCAGAAGAUUCAAGCGAGGCUGUCGAUCAACAUGAAGUUGUUCAGUCAGCGCCUGCUCCAUUAUCAGGCUCUGAGACCGCUCCUUCCCCCAUCGACACCAUCCCUUCCAUCACCAAUACCACUACGGAGCCCAUCGACAAUUCCUCCCUUAACCCCAUUACCUCCCCUCCUACGACUUCUUCUGAGCCUGCUCCUCUAGCUGCUGCUGUUGAUGGCGGUUCCGACCCCGCGAUGUCUGAGACAACCCAGGCCCAAUCUCAAGCCCCUCCAGCCCAUUCCUAUGAGAGUAUUGCCAAAGGCGAGAUAGACAUUCAGCAGCUGCUUGAUAACAUCACGGCCAAUGCUGAAAUCAAUGCCACCUCCGCAAAUGGCACACCCACCGCAACCACUGUUAGCUCUCCAACCUUCCCACCGGGGCCACCCGGACCAACCGGGCCCUCAACUCUCCCUUCUCACUCAAGCCUCCCUCCACGCCCGCAAGUCCUGCAAAAGCCUGCCAUGCACCCGGCGUAUGCUUCUCAAGAUGACAUCCGCAAAUACCAUGCCGGCCCCAGCUUUGCUGUCCCACCAGGCUCUACCGCAUACAGAGCGCCGGGAAUGCCUAUGCCCCUUAUUUCUUCUGGUGCGCCAGGAACAAAGGCCGAUGCUAGAAACAUCCUCCCCCCACCCCCAGCUGCCUCCUUCAAUGCCCCUUCAUCAUUGCCAGCUCCUCCGUCGUCUACACUCCCCCCUCACCCCAAGCAAGACAGAGCCCAGACUUCCGUCGAGGCUGGUGAUGCUGAAGACGCAGGUGAAAUCCAGUGGGGCGCUGAUGUCCAAAGCCUGUAUGAUAAAUUCUUGGCCGAUGAGCGGAUGUAUGUCUCCGAAGGCUUAUGGGACAGGUUCCCUGCGGGAUCAAGGUUAUUCAUAGGUAAUUUGCCAACAGAGAAGGUUACGAAGCGUGAUAUAUUCUACAUCUUUCACAAGUUUGGCAGGCUGGCACAGGUAUCUAUCAAGCAGGCCUAUGGAUUCGUCCAAUUCCACGACAUCAAGUCUUGUCAUGCCGCCCUCCAGCGCGAACAGGGCCAGGAAAUCAGAGGGAGGAAGAUGCACCUCGAGAUCUCCAAACCCCAGAAGAACACCCGACAGGCUGGACCUGGACAAGCGCAACCUGCUACCCAACGCCGCUCGCGAUCCCCGGAGCAUCAAAGAGGCGGCGGAGGUGGCCGUGGAGGACAAGGCCGGAACCAACCCCAGGGCUACGAUCGGUACGAUGGACGAGCUGUCGCCUCGCCCCGCGAAGGCGACCACCGCGGCGCUGCCACACGUGGACGUGAGGACUACCGAGCCCUCAGGUCUCCCUCGCCACAACGUGGUGGGUUCCGUGGCGGCCGCGAUGAGUACGGCCAAAAUCGCGGGCGAGAUAGCUAUGGUGGCCACGAUGGCCGGCACACCCGGUCUCGUUCCCCUGUCUACGACCGUAGAGACGGCGGACGCUACCGCGAGAGGAGUCCCAGCCCUCGGCGUCGCGAAAUGGACGAAGAUGCUGCGCUGGGCAUCCCGCGUCGUGAUACCCGCGACGUCCCGGAGGUGCAGAUCAUCCUCCUCGAAGAGCUCGACCGCAACUUCAUUAGCUGGGUCGAGGGUGAAAUCCGUGGUCGUGGUUUAAAGAGCGAAGUCAUGUUCCUCAGCGCACGCUUACCCGUGGAUGUCGUCGUCCGCCGACAGAUUCUGGAAGGUGUUCUUGCUGUUGUCAAAUUGACGCACAAGGCGCAGCAAACGAGCAGGAUACCGCUGCAGGUCUUUGAUCGUACGCGGGGCGCGGAUAAUGUCCGUUUCGAUGAGUAUGAAGACCUGGAGCCCCGUAUUGCAGCGGAGCUGGUGAUCCGUGAGAAGCAAAAACAACUUACUGCUCCGGCCCAAGCUGCACCGGCGUAUGGACAACAGGCUGGUCAACAAUACGGAGCCCCGGCUGCACAAGCAACUCCUAACCUUGGGAGUAUCGUCGGCCAGCUCGACAACGCGACUCUGCAGAAGCUGCUCGGGACACUGAAUGCACCCAUCCAAUCCCCAACGCCACAACAGCAGCAGCAGAACCAGGGCAAUGGGCAGGUAGACCUGGCUGGUAUCCUAGGAGGUCUGAUGGGAAAAUCUGCUCAACAGCCGCAGCAACAACAGCAACAAUACCCAUCCCAACAACAGGCUCAGUACCCGCCCCAAAGCGCGACACAGAAUUUGGGCGCUCUUCUUGGCGCGGCGGGGUUGGGACAGCAGGCACAGGGACAGAUGCAGGGAGGUCAGAGCGCAGAGGAUGUGCAGAAUAUUAUGGCGCAGUUGGCGAGGUUUAGGCAAUGAGACGGAUGAAGAGUGGGGUUGCGUUUGAUGGGUGCCGUAUCGGUUUACGGCUUUAGCGGGGGGUUAUGCGUUUGCAAGGUGGCUAUGUAAUGAGUAUGUAUGUACGAAAUCGACAAAUGAGGGGGAGAAAGAGCUAAGGGAAAGGGAAGGGGAUGCAGAUAGCAUCAAUUAUAUCACGUUGACGGUCUAGAAUCGGGUGCAUUGAGGUGCAUUGGGAGCUAUAGCUUAUGGUACAUUAAAUAUAUCUGAGCUGGAUAUGGUGUUCUACAUAGAGUUGCCCUUUCUGAGCUCUCUUAUUUUGUUCGUUCCCUCCGCUCAAUUGAGCGGAUGAGCUCGUCUAUCUUCCUGAACGCCUCCGUGCGGGAUGGCUUUAGUGUACAUAGAGAUGGGAUAUCGCGGCUGAUGUAGUAGAUGAUAAUACAGAU
Messenger RNA from Pseudogymnoascus verrucosus, 3593 nucleotides. RefSeq lists its product as uncharacterized. Lineage: Eukaryota; Fungi; Ascomycota; Leotiomycetes; Thelebolales; Thelebolaceae. Bases 466 to 3168 code for a protein of 900 amino acids. The transcript is spliced from 3 exons. Gene Ontology annotation, molecular function: RNA binding. The record is from RefSeq and is a predicted model, not a curated record.